Molecule: messenger RNA, 1740 nt
Organism: Penicillium coprophilum
Lineage: Eukaryota; Fungi; Ascomycota; Eurotiomycetes; Eurotiales; Aspergillaceae
Exons: 1
Coding region: 1-1740 (579 amino acids)
Source: RefSeq, a predicted model, not a curated record
AUGUUUCGUUUUGAUGAGGAAAUUCUAGAAUCUUGGGGUCCAGCCGUUUGGGGAGUUAUCUUUGACAGGUUGCAAAGUGGAAACGUCAAAGGUGGAAUACUUCAGGUUGCCUGGCCAAGCAAUGUCGACAAGAAAACAGCAGCCCAGCAGAUUCAAUGGGCCACCAAGUUGCCUUUUCCCCAGCUCCCCCAGAAGGCUCUUGAGACAAUAUAUGAUAGAAUGGUUGGUUUCUCGUUGGGAGUUCGAUAUAUGGACGAAAAGAAGAUUCACGCUGUGCAUGGACUCGUAAAAGAGAAUGGCCCCCUCAAAGCGAGUGUGGAAAGAUGGCUCAGGCGUCCUGGUACCGUCGCAAAGUGGAGAGAAUUGAUUCGAUCCUACAAGAAUUAUGAAGAUGCGAUGGGAAAUCUGUCGGACUGCACUACAUUCCCAAGAGAGACGGAUAACCACCCAUUCAAGACCAACCCUGCAUACGAUUCCGCGUUGCAAUGCUCUUCCUGCUUAGAAUUCAUGGUUCAUUUCGGGAUUGCCACAACUAAUGGCUAUGACUUAUCAGGAAGAAACUGGAUUGAGGCAGGAUUAAAUGGUCCCAAUUUGGAUUUGCUCACCUUCAUGGUCAGCAAUGCGGAUCCUCACCAUCUGAUAAAACCCAGAGAUAUCCGAGAAACCCGCGAAAACCACAUUCUUCUCUCGCUCGUUGGUGUUGGUGCUUUCUCUCAAUUCGUGAUUGCCUUGAACAGGCUACGCCAGGCAAACCUCGUGCCAGUCGAAGAACUCCGCACAAUUUUCCACGAAGCAGCGAAACAUGAGUUCUGCGCUGUUGCACCAGUCGCCGUGGCCGAAGCCCUCUACCAGCACGGUGUCAAUAUCGGAAAUGUCGAGCACCAAUAUCACGAACUUGGGGGACAGUUAGAAACCUCCUGGCAUAUCGCAGCAGCCUUCAACCCCGCCGGAGGCGAGUUCAUGGCCUGGCUCGAUAAAUUCUCCAUGCUCAACGCAGAAGUCCGAAACUCGGAAAACAUGAACCCGCUCAUGUACGCCGCGUGCUUUGACGAGCCAGCUGCAAUCGACUGGCUGUGCAAGAAAUGCGAUCCCAUGCAGCCCAGAUUAGACGAAGGCCCACAGGGGUACGCCUUGAUCUGCGCGGCUCGAAGCUCAUAUCUUCACAGCGGCGAAAUAUUCUCCAUUAUCCUCUCACAUCUACCAGAUUCGCUAUUUACUAACCAAUACGGCAAGAUCUUCGGCACUGAGAUUGCUGAAGGCGUCGCAUCGCACAGGCGCAAGCUCGCCGACGGCCGAGCCAGCGAGCCCACGCAGUCAGUGAUGGACCUUCUUGGAGUGCGUAAGAUGCACGCUCUCGUCCGCCGUCUAUCAAGUGACUGGGUCGGCAGCGAAUGGCACUUGGCACUGGAUGCGUUUCUUAGCAAUAAUGAUCUGGGUCCUCUCCAACUCAGUAUCGGUACAGGGACGCGGCUGCUUCGGAGCACCAAAUCGCGGGAGACCUCACCCCGCGGUCACCCAGACCAUCCCAGGAGCCCUAAGUUCCGCAAGUCUGAUGUACACGAAGUACUAGUGAUGUAUGAUGGCAGCGGGGCGCUAACUGGUCGUGCGGAUACUAUCAGAAGAAAUAGGCCAACUCAUAUUACUGCUCGCAGUGGUGGAAGACAGACUCUUGGUCCUAUCAGAGAUCCUAGCAGUAUGGUAACAAAGUCUGCGCGUAAGGGACCAAAUCGCCGAAGUUGA